Molecule: messenger RNA, 486 nt
Organism: Fusarium fujikuroi IMI 58289
Lineage: Eukaryota; Fungi; Ascomycota; Sordariomycetes; Hypocreales; Nectriaceae
Exons: 2
Coding region: 1-486 (161 amino acids)
Source: RefSeq, a predicted model, not a curated record
AUGUUUUCCCCUCUCCUCGGCAGGCAACUGAGAUUCUAUACUCGGUUUCUAGCUCUGUGUACAACAAUCGAAGCAGGCCCCGUCGGUAACAUCGGCCUCAGUCACCUCUCGGACGAGAUCCUCAUGCUCAUCAUUCACAAUGUCUACGAAGGAGCUGAUAAGAGCUCUUUGUUCGCAUUCUUUUCCCUACGCCAAGUCUCCCAACAGUUUAGACGCCUGACUCAAGAUAAAGCCUUUGACUCACACCUCUUCUCAGACAAGGAUUGCUGCGAGCAGUGUGUCAGCUCCUCAGGAGUAUGGGCAGGUCGAUCUGCCAGUCUAACGAAUAUCGAUCUCCCCUUGACUAGAGAAAAGCACUGCUUCGGUUACAAGGCCAAGGAGAGAGGUGUAUGGUUGAAAGGACUGGAAGACCUCGUCAGAAAGGGAAAGACCUGUUCUACGUGCCAGGAGGGUUUUGAUGCUAGGAGAGAAAAGGCGCCUCCCUGA